CGGCUAUGGGAGAGAGUGGGAAUCGGAUGAGGCCUUUGAGACAGGCGUGGGGGCCCAGACAGCGAACGGGCUCAAAGCGUAUCUCUUCUCCGUACCGUUCGAGGUUGGCACUGCUGCCCCCCGGCGGGUCCCGGAGACGCUGGGCGCCCGCGGCCGCGCAGACGAAAUGUGUUUAGCGGGGCUCGCUCCCGGGCCUGGCUCGGGGCCGCCGCCGUCGUCCCCCUCCUCCCCGCGCGCAGGCUGCUCUCCAGUCGCGGCCACUGGGUAGCGCUCGGCCCUCCUCUCCGCGUCGCCGCCUCCGCCUCCGCCGCCGCGCUCGUCCCCGGCUCACGCUGCCCCCGCAGCUCCGGCUCGGCGCAGGCAGGCAGGCAGGAGCGGUUCUCCGGACACCAAGCCCGGGAAACGGGGCGGCGGGCUCGGCGAACGGCAGCGGCUACCGAGGCGGGCGGCAGCAGAGCGUCCGAGGUGCUGGGGCGGGCGCAGCGGCCGCUGUUCCUCAAGCCGGGGCUGUUGGCAAGGGCCGGGCGUCUGAGGAGGCGCCGCGCCCCCGGAGCCUGGGCUGCCCGCCGGGCUCUCCGUGCGUCUCGCCGAGAGCUCCGGCCAGGGCGCGGCGGAGGGCAGAACCGCGGGUCUCCAUCCUCCGGGCGCCGGGAGGCUCUGUGCCCGGGCGCCGGCAACAGCCCCGGUCACCGAGCCCAGCAGCGGUCCCCGCUGCACGGCAGCCGGCGCGGACAGGCGCGCGCGGGGCUGCGUGCCGGGCCGCGGGACCCGCAAAGUUUGGUGGCCGGCUCGGUGCGGAGCCGAGGGCGCGCCCGGGCCCAGCGCUCCCGGGAGGGACGGAUAGUCCCCGUAUUGCGCGCCAGGGCGGUGGAGCCGGCAGGGGUGGCUCGGCCCCGUCAGAUGCCGCCUGCAAAGUUAGAAAGAAGAAAACUUCAGCUCCAGGGAGAUUCGGACCGCGAUGCAAACCGCGCCCCCCGAAAUCCGCGCCCCUGAAAGAACCCCCGCGCCCGCGUCUGCCGCCUCACUUGGCUCCAGCCCGGCCCCCGGGGCCCAGCGCCUGAAAAGGCAGUGACGGCGUCCGCCUGGACGACCCAACCAGGGGGCGGGAAGGGGGCGGGGGGCGGGCAACGUGGCCACUGGAGGAAGUUUGCUGAAGUUGUCCUUUUAUUCCGGAGCCCGGCCAGAGACCCAACCGAAUCGCAGAGGCCUCCCUGCCUGGGAGACGAAGUCGGAGUUGGGGUGCUAAGGGAGGGAGGCACCCUGAGUCUGAGAGCGCGGCUUUUUCUUUUUGCUCGACCAUUGCCUACCGGGCGCGCCGCCGGGACCGAACUUGGACAGAAGAGGACGAGGAAGCACUAGGGUCGCCAGGGCUGCCCUUCCCGGGCAUACACCGCCCCGGGCCAGACCGCGUAGACAGUCUCCCCGGACGAAGUCCGCAGGGUACUGGACCCCACCAGGAUUAUAAAACAGUGCGGGCGACCCCCACCCCAUCCCCGCACCAUGUGGGGGCUGCUGAUCUGGACUCUGCUGGCCCUACACCGGAUACCGAAGGCCAGAGCCCAAGAUGACGUGGCCCCCUAUUUCAAGACAGAGCCGGUGCGGACGCAGGUGCACCUGGAGGGAAACCGCCUGGUUCUCACGUGCAUGGCCGAGGGCAGCUGGCCGCUGGAGUUCAAGUGGCUCCACAACAACAGGGAGCUGACCAAGUUCUCCCUGGAGUACAGGUACAUGAUCACCAGCCUAGACCGCACCCAUGCUGGCUUCUACCGCUGCAUCGUGCGUAACCGGAUGGGCGCCCUGCUGCAGAGGCAAACCGAAGUCCAGGUGGCCUACAUGGGGAGCUUCGAGGAGGGCGAGAAGCACCAGAGUGUCUCCCACGGAGAAGCCGCGGUCAUCCGAGCCCCGCGCAUCGCCAGCUUCCCCCGACCCCAGGUGACCUGGUUCCGGGACGGCCGCAAGAUCCCACCCAGCAGCCGCAUAGCCAUCACCCUGGAGAACACCCUUGUCAUCCUGUCAACGGUGGCCCCCGACGCAGGCCGCUACUAUGUACAGGCUGUUAACGACAAGAACGGGGAUAACAAGACCAGCCAGCCCAUCACUCUCGCCGUGGAGAAUGUAGGGGGGCCUGCAGACCCCAUCGCUCCAACCAUCAUCAUUCCUCCCAAGAACACCAGCGUGGUGGCCGGGACCUCGGAGGUGACCAUGGAGUGUGUAGCCAACGCCAGGCCGCUGAUCAAGCUGCACAUCAUCUGGAAGAAGGACGGGGUGCUGCUGUCAGGCGGCAUCAGCAACUACAACCGCCGGCUCACCAUCCCCAACCCCACGGGCAGCGACGCGGGCUUCUACACGUGCGAGGCCGCGCUGCGCAGCAGCAGCGUCCCCUCCGUCAUCCGUGGAGCCUACCUGUCUGUGCUGGAGCCGCCUCAGUUUGUCAAGGAGCCGGAGAGACACAUCACAGCGGAGAUGGAGAAGGUGGUGGACAUUCCCUGUCGGGCCAAAGGUGUGCCACCGCCCUCCAUCACCUGGUACAAGGACGCGGCCGUGGUGGAGGUGGCCAGGCUGAGCCGCUUCCGGCAGCGUGGGGACGGGGGCCUGCAGAUCAGCGGGCUGGUGCCUGACGACACGGGCAUGUUCCAGUGCUUUGCACGCAACACCGCCGGCGAGGUGCAGACGUCCACCUACCUGGCCGUCACCAGCAUCGCCCCCAACAUCACCAGGGGCCCCCUGGACAGCACGGUGAUCGACGGCAUGUCAGUGGUGCUGGCUUGUGAGACAUCGGGCGCCCCCCGGCCGGCCAUCACGUGGCAGAAGGGGGAGCGCAUCCUGGCCAGCGGCUCUGUCCAGCUGCCUCGCUUCACGCUCCUGGAGUCGGGCAGCCUGCUUGUCAGCCCCACGCACAUCUCUGAUGCCGGGACCUACACCUGUUUGGCGACCAACUCUCGGGGGGUCGACGAAGCCUCGGCCGACCUGGUCGUGUGGGCCCGGACCCGCAUCACCAAGCCUCCCCAGGACCAGAGCGUCAUCAAGGGCACGCAGGCCUCCAUGGUGUGUGGCGUGGCCCACGACCCCCGAGUGACCAUCAGGUACGUCUGGGAGAAGGACGGGGCCACCCUGGGCACAGAGAGCAACCCCCGAGUCCGCCUGGACAAAAAUGGCUCCCUGCACAUCUCACAGACAUGGUCGGGGGACAUCGGCACGUACACCUGCCGGGUGCUGUCAGCCGGGGGCAACGACUCGCGCAGCGCGCACCUGCGUGUCAGGCAACUGCCUCACGCCCCCGAGCGCCCAGUGGCAAAGCUCAGCACCUCAGAGAGGCGGGCCAUCAACCUGACGUGGGCCAAGCCCUUCGACGGCAACAGCCCCCUGAUCCGCUAUGUCCUGGAGAUGUCGGAGAACAAUGCCCCCUGGACCGUGCUCCUAACCAGUGUGGACCCUGAGGCUACCUCAGUGAUGGUCAAGGGCUUGGUCCCCGCUCGCUCCUACCAGUUCCGCCUCUGUGCCGUCAACGACGUGGGGAAAGGACAAUUCAGCAAAGACACGGAGAGGGUCUCCCUUCCCGAAGAGCCCCCGACUGCCCCACCGCAGAAUGUCAUCGCCAGCGGCCGGACUAACCAGUCCAUUAUGAUCCAGUGGCAGCCGCCUCCUGAGAACCACCAGAACGGCCUCCUCAAGGGCUACAUCAUCAGGUACUGCCUGGCCGGGCUGCCGGUCGGGUACCAGUUCAAGAACAUCACAGACGCCGACGUCAACAACCUGCUGCUGGAGGACCUCAUCAUCUGGACCAACUACGAGAUCGAGGUGGCCGCCUACAACAGUGCCGGGCUGGGUGUCUACAGCAGCAAAGUCACCGAGUGGACACUGCAGGGAGUCCCCACGGUCCCUCCGGGCAACGUGCACGCAGAAGCCACCAAUUCUACAACCAUCCGAUUCACCUGGAAUGCCCCCAGCCCCCAGUUCAUCAAUGGCAUCAACCAGGGCUACAAGCUAAUCGCCUGGGAGCCAGAGCAGGAAGAGGAGGUUACCAUGGUGACUGCCCGACCCAACUUUCAAGACAGCAUCCACGUGGGCUUCGUGUCUGGCCUGAAGAAGUUCACUGAGUAUUUCACUUCUGUGCUGUGCUUCACCACUCCCGGAGACGGGCCCCGCAGCACCCCCCAGCUGGUGCGCACCCUCGAGGACGUGCCUGGGCCUGUGGGACACCUGAGCUUCAGUGAAAUCCUGGACACUUCGCUGAAGGUCAGCUGGCAAGAGCCAGGGGAGAAGAAUGGCAUCCUCACAGGGUACCGGAUCUCCUGGGAGGAGUAUAAUCGAACCAACACCCGCGUGACACACUACCUGCCCAACGUGACCCUGGAGUACCGCGUCACGGGCCUCACCGCGCUCACCACCUACACCAUCGAGGUGGCCGCCAUGACCGCCAAGGGCCAGGGCCAGGUGUCCGCCUCCACCAUCUCCUCGGGCGUGCCUCCAGAACUCCCAGGGGCCCCCGCCAACCUGGGCAUUUCCAACAUCGGCCCCCGCUCCGUGACCUUGCAGUUCAGGCCCGGCUACGACGGGAAAACCUCCAUCUCCCGCUGGCUGGUAGAGGCCCAGGUGGGUGUCGUCGGGGAGGGUGAGGAGUGGCUGCUGAUUCACCAGCUCAGCAACGAGCCCGACGCCCGCUCCAUGGAGGUGCCCAAUCUCAACCCCUUCACCUACUACAGCUUCCGCAUGCGCCAAGUGAACAUUGUGGGCACCAGCCCACCCAGCCAGCCUUCUAGAAAGAUCCAGACCCUCCAGGCGCCCCCUGACAUGGCCCCGGCCAAUGUGACCCUGCGCACGGCCAGCGAGACCAGCCUGUGGCUCCGCUGGAUGCCUCUCCCAGAGAUGGAAUACAACGGGAACCCUGAGUCGGUGGGCUACAAGAUUAAAUACAGCCGGGCAGACGGCCGCGGCAAGGUACUGAGCCACGUGGUCCAGGACCGAGUGGAGCGGGAGUACACCAUCGAGGACCUGGAGGAGUGGACAGAGUACCGCGUGCAGAUCCAGGCCUUCAAUGCCAUCGGGAGUGGGCCCUGGAGCCAGAUGGUGAUGGGCAGGACGCGGGAGUCAGUGCCCUCCUCUGGCCCCACCAACGUGUCUGCGCUGGCCACCACCUCCAGCAGCAUGCUGGUGCGCUGGAGCGUGGUCCCCGAGGCUGACCGCAACGGGCUCGUGCUGGGCUACAAGGUGAUGUAUAAGGAGAAGGACUCAGACUCCCAGCCCCGGGUGUGGCUGGUGGAAGGCAACUCAUCCCUCAGCGCCCAGCUCACAGGCUUGGGCAAGUACGUGCUCUACGAGGUCCAGGUGCUGGCCUUCACGCGCAUCGGGGAUGGCAGCCCCAGCCGCCCUCCCGUCCUGGAGCGGACGCUGGAUGAUGUCCCGGGACCACCCAUGGGCAUCCUGUUCCCAGAGGUGCGGACCACAUCGGUGCGGCUGAUCUGGCAGCCCCCCGCUGCCCCCAACGGCAUCAUUCUUGCCUACCAGAUCACACACCGCCUCAACGCCACCACAGCCAACACUGCCUCCGUGGAAGUGCUGGCCCCCAGCGCCCGCCAGUACACGGCCACCGGCCUCAAGCCAGAGUCUGUCUACCUGUUCCGCAUCACCGCCCAGACCCGAAAGGGCUGGGGAGAGGCCGCCGAGGCCCUGGUGGUGACCACCGAGAAGAGAGACCGCCCGCAGCCCCCCAGCAAGCCGGUGGUGCAGCAGGAGGAUGUGAAGGCUCGCAGUGUGCUGCUGUCCUGGGAGCCGGGCAGCGACGGGCUGUCUCCUGUGCGCUACUAUACCAUCCAGACCCGCGAGCUGCCCAGCGGCAAGUGGACGCUGCACUCCGCCUCCGUGAGCCACAACGCCUCCGCCUUCGUGGUGGACAAGCUCAAGCCCUUCACAUCCUACAAAUUCCGAGUGAAGGCAACCAAUGAUAUUGGGGACAGUGAGUUCAGUGAGGAGUCGGAACCCCUGACCACCCUGCAGGCCGCCCCUGAUGAAGCGCCCACCAUCACCUCAGUGACCCCCCACACCACCACUUCCGUGCUGAUCCGAUGGCAGCCACCAGCAGAGGACAAGAUCAAUGGCAUCCUCCUGGGCUUCCGGAUCCGGUACCGGGAGCUGCUGUACGAGGGGCUGAGGGGCUUCACGCUGCGUGGCAUCAACAAUCCAGGGGCCAAGUGGGCGGAGCUGACCUCCUUGUUCUCCGUGCGGAACCUGAGCCGGCCCAGCCUCACACAGUACGAGCUGGACAACCUGAACAAGCACCGGCGCUACGAGAUCCGGAUGACCGUGUACAACGCCGUGGGCGAGGGGCCCUUGAGCCCCCCGCAGGAGGUCUUUGUCGGGGAGGCAGUGCCCACGACGGCGCCCUGCAACGUGGCCGUCCACAGCCCCACGGCCACACAGCUGGACGUGACGUGGGACCCACCCCCGCUGGAGAGCCAGAAUGGAGACAUCCAGGGCUACAAGAUUUAUUUCUGGGAAGCUGAGCGGCGGAACCUCACCGAGCGGGUGAAGACGCUUUUCCUGGCUGAGAGCGGAGUGAAGCUCAAGAACCUGACCGGCUACACCACCUACAUGGUCAGCGUGGCAGCCUUCAAUGCCGCGGGGGAAGGGCCUCGCAGCACUCCCACCCGGGGCCAGACCCAGCAAGCAGCCCCCAGUGCUCCCAGCUCGGUCAAGUUCAGCGAGCUGACCACAACCUCGGUGAACGUGUCCUGGGAGGCCCCGCAGUUCCCCAACGGCGUCCUGGAGGGCUACCGGCUGGUGUACGAGCCCUGCACCCCCGUGGACGGAGUCAGUAAGAUCGUGACGGUGGAUGUGAAGGGGAACAGCCCUCUGUGGCUGAAGGUGAAGGACCUGGCAGAGGGCAUGACCUACAGGUUCCGCAUCAGAGCCAAGACCUUCACCUACGGGCCUGAGAUUGAAGCCAACGUCACCACGGGCCCGGGCGAAGGAGCCCCGGGACCACCUGGAGUGCCCAUCAUCGUGCGGUACAGCUCCGCCAUCGCCAUCCACUGGUCCAGCGGAGACCCCGGCAAAGGGCCCGUCACCCGCUACGUCAUCGAGGCCAGGCCUUCAGAUGAGGGGCUGUGGGACAUCCUCAUCAAAGACAUCCCCAAGGAGGUGACCUCCUACACGUUCAGCAUGGACAUCCUGAAGCCGGGUGUGAGCUAUGACUUCCGGGUCAUCGCCGUCAACGACUACGGCUUCGGCACCCCCAGCAGCCCCUCCCAGUCUGUGCCAGCCCAGAAAGCCAGCCCAUUCUACGAGGAGUGGUGGUUCCUGGUGGUCAUCGCCCUGGUCGGCCUCAUCUUCAUCCUGCUGCUGGUCUUCGUGCUCAUCAUCCGGGGCCAGAGCAAGAAAUACGCCAAGAAGACAGACUCGGGAAACAAUGCCAAGUCUGGGGCCCUGGGCCACGGGGAGAUGAUGAGCUUGGAUGAAAGCAGUUUUCCUGCCCUGGAACUCAACAACCGACGACUCUCUGUCAAGAACUCCUUCUGCCGAAAGAAUGGCCUGUACACCAGGUCCCCGCCCCGGCCCAGCCCGGGCAGCCUGCACUACUCCGACGAGGACGUCACCAAGUACAAUGACCUCAUCCAGGCGGAGAGCAGCAGCCUGACCGAGAAGCCCUCGGAAGUCUCCGACUCUCAGGGGAGCGACAGCGAGUACGAGGUCGACCCGAACCACCAGAAGGCCCACUCCUUUGUCAACCACUACAUCAGCGACCCCACGUAUUACAACUCCUGGCGGCGGCAGCAGAAGGGGAUCUCCAGGGCCCAGGCGUACAGCUACACGGAGAGUGACGCAGGGGAGCCGGACCACGCCGCCGUCACCAACAGCAGCAGUGUCCAGCAGGGCAGCCUCUUUCGGCCCAAGGCCAGUCGGACCCCAACGCCCCAGAACCCCCCAAACCCCCCAAGUCAGCAGAGCACCCUCUACCGCCCCCCCAGCAGCCUGGCCCCUGGCUCCCGGGCUCCGAUAGCAGGAUUUUCAUCGUUUGUGUGACCUCCAAAGAGGAAAGAGAAAGACGGCACCAAAUGCCCCCUCCGCCCCUCCCCCGAGCCGCCUGCCAGAAAACAAAAACACCAAGAAACCAAGUCGACUGUUCACCUCCUGAGUUUAUUUUUCCAGAGAUUCCAGGGCCAGCAAAGCCAGAGUGAGAAGAAGGGAGAAGAAAACCAUGAGACGACAUGUGUGGCCGGCAAUUGGUCAGCUUCACAACUGUGGGGUUGGCUGCUCCUAUGGGGACGGUGCAGAGUUGGGGGCACGGCCGGGGUGGACAGGAGGGGGUUGAGUCCCUGGAAAGAGAGAGGGGGCAGAAAAGGCAAAGGGCUGGAGGGUUGCAAGGCAGACCUGACUGAAGGGAGAAGCUUCUGGCAGUCUAGCCGGCUGCCCCUCUUCCAGCCUGUGCUGGAGCGCUGGGCCCAUCACUGGCCGAUGCUGUGCAAGGAUGGGUGUCUCUAGGCAAAGCUCACCUCCUCUCUCUUCACCCAGCCACUGCCAAGUGCAUCCCUGUCCCUGGCAGGCAUGGAUGGUCUCUGCCACCCCCUGCCCUGUUCCUCACCCCCCAUGGCCCCCCUCCCUUGCUCAACUUCUCCAUCAAACAUUGAGUUUAUUUAGAAAACAGAAAACAACUAAAGGGUGAGAAUUUGCCUAGCUAGCUCCUUGUUCCUAACAUGUUUUUUCUUGUAAAUCCAAGGAAGAGGGCCCCUUAGGGUGCAGGAGAGCCCCCCUCCCCCACCACUGAGCCCAGCCAUCCCCUCACUUGAACUCACUGUCCUGAGCACAGAGGAGCGGAGAUGAACUUGGGGAGAGAGAGUGGGGGCACAGGCCGGGCUUCACGGGCACAAUCGGGCGAGACGCAGGCAGUCAGGAAGGUAAGACGGCUGCUUUGACUUUCCCUUUCCUUCCAGUUCAGGCACCAUCAGCCCCAGCCCCACAGGGAGAGGGGAAAGAGAACACCUGGGACGAGGAACUUCAGCUUGCCUGGGGCCAGGGAGCUAGUGGGGGUGAGGCAUGGCCGUGGCAGACACACCUCUCUCCCUGGACAGACACCUCCCUCCCAUCACACACACGUGUGCACACGUGUACACACACAUGCCACGUCCCAUGCACCGGCAGGGAAAAGGGCCUGGGUCCUCUCCCAGAGAAACCCCUUUGGGCUCCUCUAGCCAAAUGAGACACUCGCUUCAGAUCUGUGUUCCUCUCGCACUCACCCAUAGCUCUCCAUGUCCAAAACAUCCGCCUCCUAAAGCACAAGGGCUCAGGGGCCCAGACGGGUGGCUGGGCCCCUGGUUUAGAGGCCAAGGCCGCUCGAGUUUGCCAGUCUGCUCAGCACCCAGUUUACAAAGAGUCGAAGAGCAUCCCAGCCCCCGUGGUGGCUUCUAGGCUUGGCAAGGAGGGGCCCAUCCAAGCUGGACACAGUCCCCGAGAUGCAUAGUCAGGCAGGCCGGAGGAGCAGGUCAGAUGGGACCAAGAGACAAGAAUAGCUGAUGGGAGGCAAAGCUCUUAGCCACGCACAAUCCGCUCCAAGGAAUGUUCUUUAAAAAGCCGCUCCAGUGGUCUGGAUGUUCCUUCCCAUCAGCUUGGGGCUUCUGGGUGCAGGGGUCAAGGAGGGAGCCUAUCUAAGCCCCUGGGUCCCUGGCAUCCCCAGAGUUGGAGGUGGGCACCUGCUUCUGGAAAGGAGAUGGUCAGCCCGGCAUGUUCAGUUCGGCCUGGGGCACCUUAGUGGGUAGGACUCCCUGGGGUGCUGAGCACAGCCACUGUGUCUGCCCAGGGGGAGGAGGUGGCCUAUUUGGGGGAGUGGUAAGAGAACACUUAGGGAGGCCUGAGUGGAGAAUCUGGAGGUGAACCAAGGACAGACAGGGCCUGUAUACCCAAAGCAGGGCCGGGGCCUGAGGAAAGGGCCGGCCCAGCCAGGGGCUCCACACACUGGGGGCCCCCAGGAAAUGUGUGCAGGGGAAGUCGGGACACAGCUUAGCAGACAGGCUGACCCAGCUCCGGGGUCCAAACACAGCCUCUCACAAACGGAGGCUGGGAAGGGAAACACAGUUUUUCCCCCAAAGGAGGACAUGGCCUGAGGUCCUGCUUUCAUACACAUCUGGUGUUUCCAUAGCAGCACAUCUGCAGCUGCUGUGUUCUCUUUCCUUUCUGCUCCCCCCCCCCCCCCCGCCUCUCUCCACAGCUGUGUCUUCUUCUCUAUCUGCUGUGUGUUUAACCAUUUAAGGAAGUUCCCAGUUUGCAUUAGGGAAUUAUCCUAGCCCAGCCCAGGGAGGGGUGUGGGGGGGGCGGAGGGCAGGGAUGAGUAAAAACAUUGUGUGUUUGUGUGUGUUGUACAUGAGGCCAGAUUUCCUUUGCCUUUCAUGAAUCACGUGGUGCACUAAGGUGUUCGUUCACCCUCCCUCCGCCCCCGUGUGCUCAUUCACACCAGUGCCGGCACACAUGUGCAGGCUCACGCACACGCACUCGCAGGCACAGGAAACACAUCGAAUGUGUGUUAGCCAGGGGACUCUUGCAACGAUCUCCGAUGGCUUAGGUUGUCUCCACUGUGGAGCACGGGCAGCCCAAGUCACUCCCACUUGGGGCGUGCCUGGGGUCUGUCUGAGGGGACAUGGACACUCGGCAGACCAACGCUCUCAGACCAGCCCCUGAAGGCAGGCUGGGCCCAAGGUGAAAGUCCACCCUUAGCCCUACCCGCCCAUCUGAAAUGUGGCCUCCACUGCCCCAGCCCGACCUGGAAGCCCAGGUCUCCAGCGGGGAAGGCUAGAUUCCUGAGCGGACGUGUCUUUGCCCUUGUUUACAUAUCUGCUGGGGCAGUGAAGGCUCUCAGCCCUGGUUGAGACCCCUGGCUGCAUGGGACUGGGCACUGCCCAUGGGUAUCAGGGAGCCUCCCUGACCUGUAGUUUCCUGGGCCAGUGACGCCAGGGCCCCUGUCCGUGUGACUCCACCAGGUGCAGGUUCACACCAGGACACUGAGCACCUGGCACCUUUGGCUUUGCCUGGCUGUGGCCUCGGGAAAUCUGGUGUGGCACCCAGCAGCCCACACGUGGCACACCAGGGCUGCCCUUCCCCCUCCUGGCUGUGCCUCCGGUGUUCACAUCAGCUCUGCACCCAGACUGCCAAGACAAACCAAAAAGCUGCUCUAGGCUCCUCCCAGGGCUCCAGGGAGUUUUCAGAUCCAGGCUGCCCGCCCUGUCCCCGUGCCCUGUCCCCCAUCUGACACUGCCAAGACUCAGAGGGAACAAGGACCCCACCCACCCACCCACUGCCCCACCCAGCACGCGCUGCCUCGAGGCCUUCUGUCUCUGCCCACACCCCCUGGGCGGUGCUUUUCAAGGUGCCAGAGCCGCCCCAUAGCCCACCCUGGACAGGGGCUGCGCUCCUCUUCCCACGUGCACAUCCGAGGGCGCCCACACUGCGGGAGGGGCUGGAGGGCCGGAGGGGGAGGGGGGCCACCUGAGCAGAGCCGAGGGCUCCCUAGUGCCUCUGUGCGGCCCUGUGGGCACAACCCCACCCUGACCGCCGCCCGGAGCACAGGUGCCCACUUGGGACCGCCCCCUUCCAUCCGUUUCUGUGAGAAUAACCAAAAGCAUUUAAACCUGUUACCUUUCUUUACGCGUAUAGACUCCAAAAACAAAAACCAACACAAAUCUUUAUUUUUUUGAUUUAAAAGAUAU
Molecule: messenger RNA, 11690 nt
Organism: Phyllostomus discolor (pale spear-nosed bat)
Lineage: Eukaryota; Metazoa; Chordata; Mammalia; Chiroptera; Phyllostomidae
Gene: SDK2
Product: sidekick cell adhesion molecule 2
Exons: 45
Coding region: 1501-8019 (2172 amino acids)
Molecular function (GO): protein binding
Source: RefSeq, a predicted model, not a curated record